AUAUUGUUGCUCUUUUUUGCAUUUUUGAAUUAUGUCAAUGGUGAAUGCUGUAAACAUUUUAUUAUAACACUAUAGACUAUUAUCAAGCAGGAUUCUAACGCUUCUGUGAUGAAUGCUGCUAUUGGUAUGAUGGUGAUUGGUAUUGCGAAACAUAUUAAUAUUGUUACACUGUUAUUAUAGUUACUAUAUCAAUUUGGAUUGCCAUAUGUUUAAUCUAUUUGGGUCUCUAUUUCUAUGUUAGAUAUAAGACUUAAUAGAGAAUAAUUCUAAUCCAUAAUAGAUCAGCUAAAGCAUAAAGAGAAAAUAUUGUUUAGGAGACUUCAAAAAGAAAGGAAAUACCAAAUUAAACAAUUGAAGUAACAACCAUGGAUGUUCAAAUUUCAAAUGAUUAAUUAUGAACUUUAUUUUUUAUAUUUAAUGUUGUUGCUAUUUAUUUUCAUUGUGCCUUUGAUUAGUUAAACAUGUUUCAGUAACAGAGCUGCUGUAGAUUGUAAAUAUUUGAAAUGUUGCACUCAAGAAGGUUUCUGUGCUGUAUAUGAGAGUGAAUGUUAUUACAGUGCUGAGAAAUGUAUAGAUUUCUAACAUUUUCAUAUUAGAUUCAUGUGAUUAUGCUGAAUGUGAUUAUUGUUGUAUUUACAAUGGAGAUACUGUUGAAUGUGGAACAUAAGAUUAAUGCUUAGCUUGGAUUUUUAUAUUACUAGGUUCUUGGCUAUUAUUAACAUUAAUUGUAAUAUUUGCAGCUAUCAGUCGAAAAAGAAAUAUAGCCACUCGGAUGAUUGUUAUUGCUGAAAAAGCUAAACUUGUUGCUUAAGAUAACUCAAGAAAAUCUAUUGUUUCAUAAAUUAUUGGACCUGAAGAAAUGUAUGGAUAAGAAUUUUAAAUUGAUAAAGAUAACUAUAAUUUGUAAUUAUGA
Molecule: messenger RNA, 913 nt
Organism: Paramecium sonneborni
Lineage: Eukaryota; Ciliophora; Oligohymenophorea; Peniculida; Parameciidae
Source: the annotation of a GenBank genome assembly